Messenger RNA from Oenanthe melanoleuca, 947 nucleotides. Its product is annotated as chromodomain-helicase-DNA-binding protein 3-like. NCBI's taxonomy places the organism in Eukaryota, Metazoa, Chordata, Aves, Passeriformes, Muscicapidae. The annotation marks the transcript as partial. The record is from RefSeq and is a predicted model, not a curated record. Gene Ontology annotation, biological process: negative regulation of transcription by RNA polymerase II; chromatin remodeling. Gene Ontology annotation, molecular function: histone binding; ATP hydrolysis activity; DNA binding. Gene Ontology annotation, cellular component: chromatin; NuRD complex; nucleus. The transcript has 7 exons.
AUGUCCCUGACCUGUCGCCACGAUGUCCCCAUGGUGUCCCCGCAGGCGUUCAGCCGCGCGCACCGCAUCGGCCAGGAUGUCCCCGCGUUCAGCCGCGCGCACCGCAUCGGCCAGGCCAACAAGGUGAUGAUUUACCGCUUUGUGACGCGGGCCUCGGUGGAGGAGCGGAUCACGCAGGUGGCCAAGAGGAAGAUGAUGCUGACGCACCUGGUGGUGCGCCCGGGGCUGGGCUCCAAGGCCGGCUCCAUGUCCAAGCAGGAGCUCGACGACAUCCUCAAGUUCGGCACCGAGGAGCUCUUCAAGGACGAGAACGAGGGGGACAACAAGGAGGAGGACAGCAGCGUCAUCCACUACGACAACGAGGCCAUCGCGCGGCUGCUGGACCGGAACCAGGACGCCACCGACGACGCCGACGUGCAGAACAUGAACGAGUACCUGAGCUCCUUCAAGGUGGCCCAGUACGUGGUCAGGGAGGAGGACAAGAUCGAGGAGAUCGAGCGGGAGAUCAUCAAGCAGGAGGAGAACGUGGACCCCGACUACUGGGAGAAGCUGCUGCGGCACCACUACGAGCAGCAGCAGGAGGACCUGGCGCGGAACCUGGGCAAGGGCAAGCGCGUGCGCAAGCAGGUCAACUACAACGACGCCGCCCAGGAGGACCAAGAUAACCAGUCCGAGUACUCGGUGGGCUCCGAGGAGGAGGACGAGGACUUCGACGAGCGGCCGGAGGGCCGGCGCCAGUCCAAGCGGCAGCUGCGGAACGAGAAGGACAAACCCCUCCCCCCACUGCUGGCCCGGGUGGGCGGCAACAUCGAGGUGCUGGGGUUCAACACGCGGCAGCGCAAGGCGUUCCUCAACGCCGUCAUGCGCUGGGGGAUGCCGCCCCAGGACGCCUUCACCUCCCAGUGGCUCGUGAGGGACCUGCGCGGCAAGACCGAGAAGGAGUUCAA